UUUAAAUUUCUUUAAGAAUUAUCUAUUGUGUAAUAUACUGUCAACAGGAGUUCAGUUUUAAAGGAAUACUACUGCUAGCCUGAAAGACUGUGGAAAAGAAAUUCUUUUUCCCCCUUACACACUGAUAGUUCUUAUAUUUGCAUUCCUGCAAUUUUUAUAAUAAAAAAACAUUGGAUUAGCAUCAAGAGAAAUGGCAGAAGUUGGGAAUGACUGCUAUUACUUUUUUAAUUCCACAUGCAUUAAGGGUUCCCAGUGCCGAUUCCGACACUGUGAAGAGGCCCUUGGCAGUGACACUGUGUGCUCUUUAUGGAGAGAGGGAAAAUGUUUAGAUCCACUUUGCAGAUUUAGACACAUGGAAAUGCAGCAAAACUGCAGUAUUUCAUGCUUCUGGGAAACUCAACCUCUUGGUUGUGUGAAGAUCAGUUGUAUCUUUUAUCACAGCAAGCCUCGAAAUAUCAAUGGAUUAUUUUUGCCACCAAGUAGCAAUAUCACAGUACAGAAAGAAACUCAGGAAGGCAUACCUUCCCCAACACAGAGUCAGGAACCCCUGAAACCCCAGGAGAAUAUAUCACGACCUAUUCAUCACCCUUUAGUUUUAAAAACUAAAUUUGAGGAUGAAGAAGAGGAAGGAGAAGAACAAAACGAUUAUUUGGCUUUGGGACAAUUUAAUUUAAAAACAAUAUAUCCUAUAGAUGCUUCUGGUUUAUGGACAAAGACUCCUGAAGAAAUUGAAGAAAAAAGAGCCAUAAAGGAAAUGUGUUAUAAAUCUGGUGGAUACUACAGAUUUCAUACUCCUCCAGAUAUUUCAUCAUCAAAAAGCGUAUCCUCUACAGCAGAAAAAGAGUUAGAAAAACCUAUGGAAAAUGGCAGUGAAUUGCAAGAAGGGGAUGGUCUUACAGUUCCAACAAAAUUUAGUCUAUCUGAAAGGCAAGGUGAGAUAAAAGCAUCAUUGGAUAGGAAACCAAGGACUGACAUUGCUGCUUUUGAAAAUGGAGGAGGUGAUUGUUAUGUUCCACAGAGGAUCAUAUUUCUUGGAGUAGAUGAAAAUGAAGCUUUAAAUGAAGAGAAAGAAACCUCCAUGUCAAAAUGUUCAAACACUAAAGAUAACAAGGACAGUCCUCAUCCAAAGCGUUCCCUAACUACCCGGCUAGUACCUACUACGCAUGUAUUAAAUGCAACUGAGAAUAUCAGUAUGAAGUGCAGAGAGGACCCCUCUUCAAUGAAUGAUGUCCAGCCUGUGAGAAAGCCUCAUUUUAAAGGUGUGAAAAAAAGAAAAUGGAUUUAUGAUGAAUCAAAGAACUUUCCUGGCCCAGGAAUGCGGAGAGUACAAGCCCCAAAUCCCAAAAAUAAAAUGAGUUACCAUCGCAAUAAUAAAAGCAGAAAUGCUGAGAAUGCCCCCUAUAUCCAUGUUCAGAGAGAGGCUGUCAGGACAGCGACAUUGAACGCACCUCCCCGCAACAGGCCCUCAAAUGGGUCCUACAGUAAAGUGGAUGUUAAUAAGGAACCCAAACUCAACCUCUGUCCAGAUAAAUAUAUGUCAACAUCGUAUAAUGGUUCAGCCUGGCGCAAAAGAAUUCCUUUUUCAAAAACAUAUUCAAAAACUGAGAAGAUAUAUACAGAGCCAAGAAGAAAUGGGAGCAAGUAAACCUGGAGGUUGAGAGAAGAGAAAAUUGAGAAAAGAGAAAAGUGCCAGACGUCAUCUGAUUUACAAUCAAAAAUGAAAAUUCAAAGAAUGAGAUAUUCAAGUACUAUAUACUGGAUAGCCAAAGAUGAUAAAAUGCAAAUUCUGAAAAUAAGAUGCAGGAAGUACAUUGUGCUCUUUCAAAACUGAUAAAAAUGCAAAUUACAAACAGCUGCCUGUGUAUUUAUGUAGGUCUGGAAUUCAUUCGAUGCAUUGCCACAAACAUUUAAUAAAAUUUAAAAGUUUGACAAUUAAAAUCAUUCUUUAAUUGUAAGCUAAG
Talpa occidentalis (Iberian mole) is the source of this 1961-nucleotide messenger RNA. It is a transcript of the gene ZC3H11D, whose product is annotated as chromosome unknown C12orf50 homolog. Gene Ontology annotation, molecular function: metal ion binding. NCBI's taxonomy places the organism in Eukaryota, Metazoa, Chordata, Mammalia, Eulipotyphla, Talpidae. The transcript has 13 exons. The record is from RefSeq and is a predicted model, not a curated record. The coding region runs from base 191 to 1645 and encodes 484 amino acids.